UGAGGACUGGCACAACCCGCAGGGCAAGCAGGCGGGCAGGCGGGAUGUCGUUCAAGAGGGAGGGAGACGAUUCCAGCCAGCUCAAUGUGCUCAAGAAAAGAAGAGUGGCUGAUCUUCUGGCUCAUUACAUCGCGGAGGACGAAGCCUUGCUCCUGAGAGACGGCAGAUACGCCUGCACCGUGUGCUUCCACAGGCCCGUGUUUGAUACUCUGGACAUGCUCACCGUCCAUCGGUCGGGAAAGAAGCACCUUGCCAGCUUGCAGAAGUUCUACGGAAAGAAACGUUCCCUCGAGGACGAAGUACAGAAACGCCAGCAGCAGGCGUAUCUCCGGGUUGAGGAAACAGGCGCCCAGGCUGCUCCAGGCCCCGCUCCUUUACUCCUGCAGACCAAGAAAAUCACCCAGAAUGCUUUGCUGAAAACUGCGCCCUAUAACAGCUGCUGUCGACGGAACAGGCCUGCCGCAAAUGACCCUGGCUCGGGCUGUUCAAGGGCCGGUCCUGACAUCAGAGCCACAGAGAGGGCAGAGCUGUGCAAACCCAGCAGUGCGACACAGAUGGACAGAGACGGACCCAUCGGGGUGGACGCCACUCCCAGCGCGCAUCUCCCUGGAUCUGCUCACACAGCCGCAGGCCUGCAGAAAGAAGCGUCUCCGAGGUCCAAGAAGAGGCACAAAGGGAAGUCCUCUUCCACGCCGAUGCCUGCCUCCCAGCCUGAAGACCUUGCUCCGGAGAAGCGGCAGGCCCUCGAACAUUAUCUGCGGCUGAAAAGCUCCGGAUGGAUCCAAGACGGCUCCGGGAAGUGGGUCAAAGACGAGAAUGUGGAGUUCGACUCUGAUGAAGAAGAGCCCCCGGGACCGGCUCCGUCUUGAUGCUCCCCCUCCUCCCUUUUUAUCUCUCCCUUCCCGAGGGAACACCCGGAAGACGUUUGUGCGCAGUUCUCCGUAGACGGUGUCCUUGGAAGAGUGUCAGCAGCAAGGCGGGAAACAGGAAUUAAAGAGCAAAUGUUUUUAUAAAUAUAACUCAGGCCGGGGCUGGCU
This is a messenger RNA of Gekko japonicus, 1037 nucleotides long. RefSeq names its product sodium channel modifier 1 (gene SCNM1). NCBI's taxonomy places the organism in Eukaryota, Metazoa, Chordata, Lepidosauria, Squamata, Gekkonidae. The coding region runs from base 45 to 869 and encodes 274 amino acids. Gene Ontology annotation, cellular component: nucleus. Gene Ontology annotation, biological process: RNA splicing. The transcript has 8 exons. The record is from RefSeq and is a predicted model, not a curated record.